Molecule: messenger RNA, 4356 nt
Organism: Misgurnus anguillicaudatus (oriental weatherfish)
Lineage: Eukaryota; Metazoa; Chordata; Actinopteri; Cypriniformes; Cobitidae
Source: RefSeq, a predicted model, not a curated record
AACAAAUACAGACUCCUACAAGCUUCAUUGAUCAUCCAUGAAUGACACAAAUUGAAAAGAAAUGAUGCACAAUCAUUCAAGCAAUCUGUCUGUGAAAUGGCUGCAGACACUAUGUCAAAAAAGAGAAAAGGUUUCAUUUCCUGUGAGGUUUACGUUUUAAAUGGUAAUGACAGGAAGUCAUUUUAGUUUUGCAGUGUCUUCGUUCACUGACGGAGAACAGCUUUGCUUUACUCUUGACUGCGGCUGCAAAUGGAAAUGUUUAAAAUACUCCUUUUGACAGUGGCAGUCAUUGCACCAGUCACAUCUCAAAAUGCGACUGAUGAACCUAUAAUUACGAUUCCUCAGCCUGAAAUAAUCCCAAAUCCAGCUCAUAAAGUGUUGUACAGCACAGAACAAGUGAGUCUACAAUGUAGCGUCAGUGAAUCAAUACCUGAUUUACAGUAUGAAUGGUUCAAGGACUCAUCUCCUCUAAACCCUACAAAUGAUAAAUCCACCAUUUCUGUAAAUGCCGGUGGAACAUAUGAAUGCAGGGCGAAGAAGGGAUCUUCCGUGUCCGACAACAGCAAUCCGUACAGUUUAACUUUACAAGCAAUCCCAACACCAAAACUAACCUUGGAACCAAAACUGACAGAAAUCUACCCAUCUGAAAAAGUCACUCUGAGCUGUGAGAUUCAGGGCAGCUCGGAUACCUGGAGUUACAGAUGGUUUAAAAAUAAUGAAGCUCUAGGAGAAUCUAAAUCUUUAAUAGAGAUCAAGUCAGCAACAAUGGAUAGUUCUGGAGAUUAUACCUGUGAGGGAUUUCUUACCAGCAGAGUGACCACUGAAAAGUCUACUGCUCUUACACUUAAAGUUAAAGAGAUCCCUACCCCAAAGCUGACUGCGAAUCCAACCUGGACAGAGUUUUUCCCAAAUGAAAAAAUCACCAUGCAGUGUGGAUUUGGAAGCAGUACUGACGGCUGGUCCUUUGAAUGGACCAAAAAUGGCACACAAAUUAACACAAACCCAACCCCAACUCUAACCAUCACAGCAACGAAUUCAUCUGACUCUGGACAAUAUGCAUGUAAAGGAAAACUUAAUGGCAGAUCUGUUGUUACCCAACAGAGUGAUGUAUUUCAACUAAACGUAAAAGAGAUUCCUACCCCCAAGCUGACUGCGGAUCCAACCUGGACAGAGUUUUUCCCAAAUGAGCAAAUCACCAUGCAGUGUGGAUUCGGAAGCAGUACUGACGGCUGGUCCUUUGAAUGGACCAAAAAUGGCACACAAAUUAACACAAACCCAACUCUAACCAUCACAGCUAUAAGUUCAUCUAACUCUGGACAAUAUGCAUGUAAAGGAAAACUUAAUGGCAGAUCGGUUAUUACCCAACAGAGUAAUGUAUUUCAACUAAAUGUGAAAGAUAUUCCUGUUCCAAAGCUGACUGCGAAUCCAACCUGGACAGAGUUUUUUCCAAAUGAGCAAAUCACCAUGCAGUGUGGAUUCGGAAGCAGUACUGAUGGCUGGUCCUUUGAAUGGACCAAAAAUGGCACACAAAUUAACACAAACCCAACCCCAACUCUAACCAUCACAGCAACGAGUUCAUCUGACUCUGGACAAUAUGCAUGUAAAGGAAAACUUAAUGGCAGAUCAGUUACUACCCAACAGAGUAAUUUAUUUCAACUAAACGUAAGAGAGACUCCAAUCCCAAAGCUGACUCCAGAUUCAGCCUGGACAGAGUUUUUCCCAAACGAACAAAUCACCAUGCAGUGUGGAUUUGGAAGCAGUUCUGACGGCUGGUCCUUUGAAUGGACCAAAAAAGGCGAAACAAUUAAAACAAACCCUACUUUAACCAUCACAGCAAAGAAUUCAUCUGACUCUGGACAAUAUGCAUGUAAAGGAAAACUUAAUGGCAGAUUGGUUAUAACCCAACAGAGUAAUGUAUUUCAACUAAAUGUAAAAGAUCUCUUGCCUAAUCCGCGUUUAACCCAGACCCCAGAUUUUCAAGUGAUUUACACAGGAGAAAAACUAACAUUUAAUUGUACAUUUGAGGUGCAGUCAUCAGGCUGGGAAUAUCUGUUCUUUAGAGAUUCAAAGCAGAUUAACACUGACACCAGUGCAAACAGUUUUUCUGUCACAUCAGCAAAAGUGCAAGACGGUGGAAAAUACUGCUGUCAAACCAAACGAAGAACUUUCACCUCUGACCGAAGUGAUGAACGCACAGUAAUUGUCAAAGACCCUCCUAGUGUUAAUGUCGUGUCAGACUGGACAGAUGCUUUCCCUGGUGAAACAGUGACUUUGCAGUGUGUGAUUCAAGAUAUAUCAGAAAACUGGACUUAUAAUUGGUACAAGAAUGGAAACAUUGUCUCUAGUGUUCCUGACACACAGAUAAAUGGAAACACACUGUCAAUCUCUGUUAAACCCGACCAAAGUGGGACAUACAAGUAUGCUUGUUAUGCUGAGCUGGAGGGCAGGUCAGUGAUGACUGGGAAAAGCUUACAUUUGUUAAAAGUUUAUGGAUCCAAGCCAACAAUCAGUUUGGACCAAGAUCCAAAAUACCCAGAGAUCUACACCGGGGAACAGGUCAGACUUACCUGUAGCAUUAAAGAGCAGACAUCUCCUCAGUGGACAUACCAGUGGAAAAAAGAUAAUACUGUACCGGACAACAGUGGCAGUCAGACUUACACUAUCUCAAGUGCUACAAUGCUUCACAAAGGGUCCUACACGUGUCAUAUAAGCAGGAAUGGGGUCACAUUUUCAUCUGAGCCAAAAAAACUGACCAUAAUCGAGCCACCUCAACCAACACUGUCCAAAGAGCCUCAAUGGGAAUUAUUUUACCCAACUGAAAAGGUGACUCUGACGUGUUUAAUCGAUGAAAAACCAGAUGAUUGGAAUUAUGAAUGGUACAGAAACGGAAAUAAGCUCUCCAAAGACAAUGACAUCUCCUUAUCUGGAAAAACACUUACAAUAAACUCAGCAAAAUCAAGUCACACGGGAAACUAUACAUGCCAAGCAAAACAUAAACAGAGAUUGCCAGUCACUACAAAAGAAACAGAGGCUCUACAUCUUAACAUUUUAGGUUCCACGCCUGAACCAACCAUACGACCAGAGCCAUCAUUUGAGUUUUUCUACACUGAUGAGCAAGUCCAGCUUACUUGUAGCAUGCCAGGUCCUGCUUGGGAAUAUCAUUGGUACAAAGAUUCAAAGCCAACAAAAACUUCUGCAAAUGAAAAUUAUAUUAUUAAUUCAGCAUCAGUCCAUGACACUGGUGAAUAUCACUGCAAAGCAAAGAGACGUGCGUUCUCAAUCCAAAGUCAGGGACAAAAAGUGCAAGUUAAAGCUCUUUCAGAUACUUCCCUAAACCUGGUCACUGAAUUGAGUGACAUCAUCGCUGGAAAUAUCCUGACACUGAAUUGUGAGGUUUUAGAUGAUAAAACAUGGAACUACACCUGGUUUGAGAACAAUCAGGAGCUGAAUGAAACUUCAAGUACAUUAAAGGUCAAAUCAACCGAAGAAACUAUUAAAAAUGAAUUUAAAUGCAGAGGGAAAAGGACAGAACGACCACUGUACUCCCAUUGGAGUGAGGGUUUCAUGGCAAAUAAUAUUUUGUUCAAAAGAAAAAUACUGCUGGCCAUUUCAGGCUGUUUUGUCUGCUGUAUUGUUAUCUUGAUCAUUGGAUGCAUCGUACUGAAGGUCACUCGUAAACCAGAGAAGAAAGAGCCAGUUCGUGAUAACUUGUUUAUCUCACUAGCAGAUUCCAAGAACCAAGCUACUUCGCCCUUGAUGGAGUACAUUGACAGUAAACCAUUAGAAAAAGAAUCAGAAGAAAAAGAAGAACUGCAGCUGGAUAGUAUUUCAGUCACUCAUGUUGAUGGUGUGAUAAAGGGUGAAGAUUCACCAUCAGCAGAAACUAAUGGCCUAACAUCUUUUAAAGCAAGCUAAAGCAUUUCGUCAACGAUCAACAUCAAGAUGAAGUUUUUCUCUUUUUUAGUAAGGCAGCUAUAGUAGCACGUGCAUUUUUAAUAAGACUGAUAUUUGUAUUAUAGCAAAGCACUUUGUCUAAGAGCAAUUGCACUACAAGUGCUGAAAAAUGCUUAUGUUUCAGACAUUUUAAUAUUAACUGCAGUGUUAAACUGUAAAUAUGUGAGAUUAGGAACAGUAUGCUGGCGGUGAUUGUACAGUAAAGAUGAAUAAUGGACUUGUGUUAUGCUAAGCAGUAAACAUCUACUGUAGUCUAGAAUGAUUGUAAUACAUCCACCGGAUUGUAAUUUAUUUCGAAAUUAAGCAAAAGCUUUUAAAUGUUUUUGCUGUUUUAAGUGCUAUUUAACCACUUCUGAAUGUUAAAUUUGUAAAAUAAAAGUUCACUUAAUCCAUUAUAUAAAA